AUGGGCGCCAGCCCGCCCGAUAGGGCGCUGCGGCCGGUGGGUGAAGGGGGGCCGGCGCGUGGCCCGUGGCCGUGGCCGGAGCAGCGGCCCGGCGGGGCUAGAGGAGGCUGCGCGGGACGAGCACCGGCACCCAGCGGCGUCGCGCGCGAGCAGGGAGGCGGUGCGGGCCGGGCGCGCGGGCAGCGAGGCCGCAACAGCGCCACCGAUGCGGGGCAGGCAGGCGGUGGCGGAAUCGUUCUGGGGCGACGGCGCGCUAGCGGACGACGGGGAGCCGAGGCCAGUCGGGGCGAGGCCGGCGGCAAGCAGCGGUGGAGGCGAGCCCCGGGCGGCGCGGGGUACGGCGCGGAGGCAGGCAAGGGCACGAUGACGUGGGCGUGCGCGCACAGGUGGAGUAGUGCAGUAGCAGCCUGCGGGAGCGGGGCGAGGCAGGGGGCGCGGGCGCGGCCAGGGCGGCCGGCGCGCGUGCGGGCGCCGGAGAGCGAGACCAUGGCCGAUGUGGCCGGAGCUGGAGAGAAGGAGGAGAUGCCGGGGCCUCACCACGGGGCCGUGGGGUCUAGGCAGCGGUGCUCGGGGAGGAAGACGGGGACACGAUGCCGGCGAGGAGGAGAUCCCACGAGGGAGAGGAAGGCGACGGUGGCCACGGCGUCAUGA
Molecule: messenger RNA, 651 nt
Organism: Aegilops tauschii subsp. strangulata
Lineage: Eukaryota; Viridiplantae; Streptophyta; Magnoliopsida; Poales; Poaceae
Source: RefSeq, a predicted model, not a curated record